AUGAUCCGCAGCCAGCUAACCAUGCUGCUGGGUCUACUCAGUGGGGUCUGCUUGCCCACAGCCUCAGGGAGGCCCCGGGCCCCAGCUCCCCCCACUCAGUCCUGGACUGCCUCUAACCAAACCAGGCCACUGGAUCCUCUGGUGCUGGCCGGAGCCCUUGGCACUUGGACAGCCUUCCUGGGUCUGCAAAGCAGGCCGCAGGGUGCGGGUAGGCUGCAGCAUGGGCAGGAAGUGGCAGCUGGUAUGUCUUUGCCCUUGGAUCCUCAGGAAGUAACCCAGGAGAAGUGUAAGGCCGUGCCCUUCGUUCAGGUGUUCUCCAGGCCCGGCUGCACCACCGCCCGCGUCCACAACCACCUCUGCUUCGGCCUCUGCUCGUCCUUCUAUGUCCCGGGCCCCGAUCCCAGUCCGUUUGUCCUCUGCAAGGGCUGUGUGCCCACCCGCCAGCGCUGGGCCCCAGUGGCGCUGUGGUGCGGACCCGCCUCCCCCCGGCGGGUGAGGAUGUCUGCUCUGCUGGUCGAGGCCUGCCAGUGCCACCCCAAGCUGUGA
Messenger RNA from Jaculus jaculus (lesser Egyptian jerboa), 546 nucleotides. It is a transcript of the gene Dand5, whose product is annotated as DAN domain BMP antagonist family member 5. Gene Ontology annotation, molecular function: morphogen activity. The transcript has 2 exons. NCBI's taxonomy places the organism in Eukaryota, Metazoa, Chordata, Mammalia, Rodentia, Dipodidae. Bases 1 to 546 code for a protein of 181 amino acids. The record is from RefSeq and is a predicted model, not a curated record. Gene Ontology annotation, biological process: determination of heart left/right asymmetry; signal transduction involved in regulation of gene expression.